Molecule: messenger RNA, 2160 nt
Organism: Striga hermonthica
Lineage: Eukaryota; Viridiplantae; Streptophyta; Magnoliopsida; Lamiales; Orobanchaceae
Source: the annotation of a GenBank genome assembly
AUGAAUCUGAGUGAAGAGAAAUAUGUAAGGUUCGAAGAUUGCGAUUCCGAAAAAUCCUUCAGCCUCAACUCCACCCCACGCCGUGGCCUAAUCCCAAUACGAAAACCAAGAAUAAGCUCGAUUAUCGAUGGGAUUAGAAGUGGUGUUAGUAGAAGCUCUAAAAGAAUAAAAAGCUUGAGAAAUUGGUCCUUGCAUGGCUACUACUAUUCACCGAGCAAUAGCAAGCCGACAAAAAUGACGAAGAUUCUCGAUCCUCAAGAGCCCUUUCUUCAGAGAUGGAACAAAAUAUUCGUGCUCGCCUGCAUUGUUGCCGUCUCGCUCGACCCACUCUUUUUCUACAUUCCGGUUGUGGAUGGUGAGAGGCGGUGCCUUUCCCUCGACAAGAGGCUUCAGAUCAUAGCUUGUGUUCUUAGGACGUUUAUUGACUUCUUUUACGUGUUUCACAUUUAUCUCCAAUUCCGGACCGGUUUCAUUGCACGAUAUACUAUGGUGUUCGGGAGGGGCGAGUUGAUCGUCGAUCCUAAAGCAAUCGCGAAAAGAUACUUGUCGUUUUAUUUCAUCAUCGACGUUUUGUCGAUUGUUCCUCUCCCACAGGUGGUAAUUCUAGCUGUGAUUCCAUGGUUACACGGCCCGAUUUCUCUGGUGACUAAGGACCUGGUGAAGGCUGUUAUAUUCGUUCAGUACGUUCCGAGAGUUUGGCGAAUAUAUCCGUUGUACGAGGAGGUGACAAGAACUUCCGGGAUAUUCACCGAGACGGCAUGGGCCGGGGCUGCUUUCAAUCUCCUUCUCUACAUGCUUGCUAGUCAUACGAUCGGAGCCAUAUGGUACAUGAUCGCGGUCGAGCGCAGAGACCGGUGCUGGCGCCAGGCGUGCCGCCAUCACGGUGGCUGCAACUUAAACGAUCUCUACUGUGGCGGAGUAGUUCACGGCAACACUUCCUUUCUGAGUUCGUAUUGUCCACUGCUCGAGCCGGAUAAGAUAACCAGCCCCAACGAGUUCGAUUUCGGCAUCUUCCUCGACGCACUCCAGUCCCAGGUGGUCGAACACAGAGACUUCCCCAAGAAACUUCUGUACUGCUUUUGGUGGGGUCUGCGCAAUUUGAGCUCACUGGGCCAGAAUCUGAAAACAAGCACUUUUGUGGGGGAGAUUCUUUUUGCUAUCUUCAUCUCCAUUGUUGGGCUGGUUUUGUUUUCCCUGCUCAUUGGGAACAUGCAGAAAUAUUUACAAUCAAUCACAGUAAGGGUUGAGGAAAUGAGGGUGAAAAGGCGAGAUGCCGAGCAAUGGAUGUCUCACCGUAUGCUUCCCGAGGAUUUAAGAGCACGCAUAAGAAGAUACGAGCAGUAUAAAUGGCAACAAAACAGAGGGGUUGACGAAUAUUCUUUGAUCCGUAACCUUCCAAAGGACUUGAGGCGGGACAUCAAGCGUCACCUCUGCUGGACUUUGCUCACAAGAGUGCCGAUGUUUCAAAAAAUGAACGAGCAGCUGCUAGACGCCAUGUGUCAUCACCUGAAGCCGAUCCUAUACACAAAGGACAGCUAUAUAGUCCGCGAAGGGGACCCCGUGGACGAGAUGCUCUUCAUAAUGAGGGGCAAAAUAUAUACGAUGACCACCAAUGGCGGCCAAACGGGCUUUUUCAACUCUACUUAUCUAAAGGCGGGUGACUUUUGUGGGGAGGAACUCCUGACGUGGGCCCUCGACCCAAACUCCUCGACCACUCUUCCUAUCUCGACCCGGACUGUGAGGGCUGUCAAGGAUGUCGAAGCCUUUUGUUUGAUGCCCGAAGACUUGAAAAGUGUCGCAUCCCAAUUCAGGCGCCUUUUCCAAGGCAAGCAGCUUCAGCACAUUUUCAGGUCGUCAUCCCCACAGUGGAGGACGUGGGGUGCCUGCUUCAUACAGGCGGCUUGGCGGCGGCACUGCAAGCAGAAGAUUGAGAAAUCUCUCCAAGAGGCUGAAGAUAUGCUGAAAAACCAGCUCCCAGAAGGCGGGAACACAACGAGCCUUGGUGCCACCAUUUAUGCAUCGAGAUUUGCCACUCAUAUGCUAGGGAACUUAAAACGCAAUCGACCCCACAUUAACACCAAGCCCUCGACAACCAGAUUAUCACCUCUGCUGCCGCAGAAGCCGGCUGAGCCCGAUUUCAGCGCACAAAACCGGUCAUAG